This is a messenger RNA of Bombyx mandarina (wild silkworm), 2616 nucleotides long. RefSeq names its product transferrin. The record is from RefSeq and is a predicted model, not a curated record. Gene Ontology annotation, cellular component: recycling endosome; early endosome; plasma membrane. NCBI's taxonomy places the organism in Eukaryota, Metazoa, Arthropoda, Insecta, Lepidoptera, Bombycidae. Gene Ontology annotation, biological process: iron ion transport.
AUGUUCGCGAAGCUUCUCAUUUUAUCCCUCGUGUUCGGCGCUAGCCGUGCCCAAAGUCAUCGUGUGUGCAUUUUGUCGUCUUCAUCGUCACUAUGCCAGAGUUUAGACAAAGACGGGAGCCAGGCGACGUGCAGCAGAGUGGAAACUAGAAUUGACUGCGCUUUGAGACUGGCUCGCGGAGAAGCGGACAUUGGCUUCUUCACCGAGGAGGAGCUACUUCUAUUAUCACAGCAGCAGCCAAACGACAAUAGGGUCAUCGCAACCGUCAGAGACGUCAGUAGAUUGGAGACGUUCUCCUUCGAAGCUGUGGCUGUAGUUCCGAAUAACCACACCGGAGGACUUGAUGGGUUGCGUGGUGGUAGAUAUUGUCAUCCCGGAUUCGACCAGUCCGACCUGAGAUGGUCCCCAAGAGUGCUCAAGACUUUGGAAGAAGUGGCCGCGCGCACCGACCGUUGCCCCGACGUGGACACGAACAGAAAAACGGCCGAGGAAAUCGAAGUGGAAACAUUAAGCUCCUUCUUCUCAGCUGCCUGCAGACCUGGGACCUGGAGUUCAAACUCUACAGUUGACGCCGACUUAAAAACGCGUUUCCCCUCUCUGUGCUCCCUAUGCGGUGGGAGCUCCGGCUGCACAGGAUACAGCAUAGACAUGGGCAUCAGCGUCGCCGGAGUCAAUAACCAGAACCGCCACAUCCAGGCCUUGGAGUGCUUGAGGGUCAGCACGAAUGACAGCGUCCCCACAGUGGCGUACGCGGCCUGGCUUCACGUCCGGAACUAUUUUAAUAUCCGCAACCCACAAGACGCAGCCUCAUUCUCCCUGCUGUGUCCGGAUGGAACUCUUCAGGCGUUGACCCCUGAGAUCUUGAGCAACCCCGUGGCACCUUGUUCGUUCGUGAAGCAACCCUGGGGAGCUAUUGUCGCGUCUACGGCUGCAGCUUCCACUGUCCUCACCAAUCUCCAGGCCUGGUGGCCGACUGGUACUGAUCCCGGAGCGAACUCUUGGCAGUCGGUAUUGUUCAGCGGCCUCAUUGGGGGCGCGAACGCGAGGGUUGUCUUCGAGCAAACCCCCGUUGCUCCAGCCAAUUAUACCGCUCCGAUACGUAGCAUUCCCGCUAUAGACUCGACGGCGUCCUGUCUUCCGGCUCAACGCUGGUGUACCACGAACUUAAACGAGCAAACCAAGUGCUCUUGGGUUAGAGCAUCAGCCUACACCCUCGGCAUUCAGCCGGCAAUCUCCUGUCAGCAGAGGAGCUCGGUCUUCGACUGCCUCACCGACAUCAAGGAAUCAAGAGCCGAUUUUAUUGCCACUCCCUCCAAUUAUGGAUAUAUCGCAAGGCAACAUUACCGCCUCUCGCCCGUGAAACUGGUUCAGAACACCAGAUCCGGAGCGUCUCGGGUGGCGGCCUUCGUCAAGGAAACGGCCGCAGCGCAGGAGAACAUCACGCGCUUCGAGAACCUUCGAGGAAAGAAGGCCUGCUUCCCAGAAUUUGGAGGGCUUGCGUACGUCGCGUUCGUGCGCACCGCCCAGCUGCGGGGCGUGAUCAGCGAGACAGAAUGCGAUUAUGUGAAAGCUGUAGGAGAGUUUUUCGACGGCGCCUGCGCCCCGGGAGCAUUGGACGCCUCUCACACCAUCACGGAAACCACCUUCAACGCGACCUCGUUGUGUUCUGUGUGCAGGCCACUCAUCCCCACACCUGAUAACUGUAAUAAAAUGCCUCGGAAGGGUGCUAAAGAAGACGAAGAAUGCUUUGCUGAACCUGCUCCACAAAUUUCCUUCUGCGAAUUAGAAAAAUCUAUGACUGCAUUUUCUGGUGACGAUGCAUACGGCGUGGAUACCUUUAUAAAGGAUUUUGAAGAUAUCGCUAAUCUCAUGCAAUGGACGGGCAUUGAAAAACUGAUCUACGCAAAAAGGCUUUUGAAGGGGACAGCAAAAUUGUUCCUGAGAUCUUUGACUGGUACGACUACAUGGGAACUCUUGAAAACGGGAUUAAAAGAGGAAUUUGGACUACAUCUGAACAGCGCAGCCAUUCACAAGACCAUAUCAAAUAGGAAGAUGAAACCAGGUGAAACCUACCAACAAUAUUUUUUGCAACUCAAAGAACUAGCAAUUUUAAGUUAUUUUUUUUGUUUUCUUUCAGUUCACUUACAAGCGUUAGGACUGCAAGCCAAUCAGUUCCGUGCCCUCUGUCAGAACAACACGCUCGCCGCCACGCCUGGCGUGUUCAUUGACGACAACUGUCUCCUCGCUUACGUUGUCGACGCGGAGGUUCUGUCCAGAAGAGGCGACCCGCUGAACAACGCUCUGAACGUUUUAUUCGAUUCGCUGGACGCGUACUUCGGCUACAACACGGCGGCCGCGAACCAGCUCAUCAAUUUGGAUUUGUUCUCGCCUUUCAACGGGAUUAGCGAUUUGUUGUUCAAGGACUCGACUAUAGGCCUAACGGAGCCCACGGGCGAGGCUCCUCACGAACCCGCCAGGAACUACAUGGAAUUGUUCAGACACUUGGACGCGUGCAGCCGGGCGACCCCGCAAGUGCCCGAUAUUGCGAACCGCGCCGCCUUCUCCGUUAUAACGAUGCUCGUUAUGAGUUUCUUAACGAGAUUUGUCGUUUAUUAA